This is a messenger RNA of Daphnia carinata, 1142 nucleotides long. RefSeq names its product cofilin/actin-depolymerizing factor homolog (gene tsr). Gene Ontology annotation, cellular component: actin cortical patch; actin cytoskeleton; cytoplasm. The transcript has 5 exons. Bases 244 to 693 code for a protein of 149 amino acids. Lineage: Eukaryota; Metazoa; Arthropoda; Branchiopoda; Diplostraca; Daphniidae. Gene Ontology annotation, molecular function: actin filament binding. Gene Ontology annotation, biological process: actin filament fragmentation; actin filament severing; cell motility. The record is from RefSeq and is a predicted model, not a curated record.
GGGAUAGCCGCCAUUUUGCAGUGCGAGGUCCCGGCCGGUGUAGAGAAGUCUACUCUGAGUUUCCCCUCUUCUUUCGCCGCGCCACGCGUAAAUCUUAUCGAGGGCAUUUUCUCUCUCUCACUCCCCCCAGUGCCGUCUCUUCCCGCAGUCAUUUCGGGUUGAUCUUUGAGUUUAGGCGUCUGAGCUUUGCGUGGAUUCUCGACACUUUUUGUACUGUAUCCGUCAUCCAAAUUUUAGUCUAAAAUGGCAUCUGGAGUAACAGUCACUGACGCUUGCAAGCAAGUCUUUGAGAAGAUCAAAACCAAGAAAGACUAUCGCUAUGUUGUCUUCUACAUCAAGGAUGAGAAGUUCAUUGAUGUUGAAUCAACAGGUGAUCGUGAAUCAAGCUAUGAAUCCUUCUUGGAGAAGUUGAAGAUUGUCAAUGGAGCUGAGAAGGAAUGCCGCUAUGGUCUCUUUGACUUUGAGUACACUCACCAGUGUCAAGGAACCCAAGAGGGCAAAAAAGAGAAAUUGUUUUUAAUGUCUUGGUGCCCUGAUGAUGCCAAAGUGAAGAAGAAGAUGUUGUACUCUUCUUCUUUUGAUGCCUUGAAGAAAGCUCUUGUUGGUGUCGCCAAGUACAUUCAGGCAACUGAUCACUCAGAAGCUUCACCGGAAGCAGUGGAGGAAAAGUUGAGGUCUACCGAUCGCAUGUAAACCAUCAUGAGCCAACUCCAUGAAAAAUUACAGUUUCACAAUUUUUUAAAAUAAGAAAAUUCCUUCCUGGUCCUGUGCGAUGAAAUUGGAUAAUUUUGUUUGUUCGUUUUUUUCUUCCUUCCAACUUGUAAUCCAGGUCAAUACGAAAAGAAAACAUUGAAAAAUUCUACUUGGAACACUCUUGGCUGAUAUUUUUUUGUUGUAAUACUUCGGUUUUUGUCUUCCUCCCUAGUCUCACCUACAGCUCCGUUUUUUUUUUUUUUUUUUUUUUGGUUGUUUCCUCGCUCAGUGAUUACUUAUUUUUUGUGAACAAACAACAAGCGAUAUGGGCCCUAUGAUUGCCAACUAAUAGGGCGAAUGUUUUCCAAACGAAAAGGUGUUCUGUCCAAUUAAUCCUUUCCCUCCCUUCUUAAUUGAACAAAAUAAAAUGCCAGCUUCAUAAAAAAAAA